CUUUCUUAUUCCCUCUCUUCUUCUCUCUGUUUCUCUCUCUCUCCCUGUACAAAUCCUCUCGUUGGGCUCCUUCAUCGGCUGCUAUAACGUAAUAGAAACCCUCUUCAAGCUGCUUGUACCACCUAAGAAUCACUAUAAUGCUGGACCUAUCCUUGUUCAAUUGAUAUUUUGACUCACAAGUAUAUCAAUACCCAUUGACUCACUCACCCGCCCAGCCCAUUCUCUUUCUUGAGGUUUUAUUACAUGUCACUCUCGCACUUGAGAAAUAUUGUCAAAUUCCCCAAUAAACGUCCCACCAUUGUACUCACAAGACUUUCCACAAUGCUUCACCAAGCUAAGCCGUCCUCGUCGUCGGCAGCGAAGCCUGCUGAAAAGCUCAUAUUCGCUCCUGGUAAUACAACCACAACAAAUCCACCACCACCAUCCUCUGGAUCUACCAACUCCGUCCCACCACCAGCAGCCCAAGCCGCCCAAUUCCAACUUUCCGCCCUCCAACGCACCGACCUCUCCGAUUCACCAUUCCUCCAAUUUCACAAAUGGUUCACCGACCCAUCCCUCGCGUCCGAAGUGCCUGAAACCGUCACACUAUCGACCGCGGAACUGCCCUCUGGCCGAGUAUCUUCCCGCAUGGUCUAUCUGAAAGAACUCGAUUCACGCGGAUUUGUCAUCUACUCGAACUUUGGCACGUCGCGCAAAGCCGCCGACUUGGCUACUAAUCCCUACGCCAGUCUGUGUUUCUGGUGGAAAGUCGCGGAGCGGCAAGUUCGUGUGGAGGGGAGGGUGGAGAGGUUGUCGGAGCAGGAGAGUCAGGUGUAUUUCGACACGAGGGCGAGAGGGAGUAGAAUUGGGGCGUGGGCAAGUCGGCAGAGUAAGAUUCUUCAGCCGAACGGGGCUAAGGGAGAGGAGGAGGAGGAUGAUGAUGAUGGUCGUGCUGAGCUGGAGGCCCAAGUUGCGGAGGUGAAGGAACGGUUUGAUGGUCAGGAUCAUAUUCCCGUCCCGCCUUUCUGGGGCGGUUUGCGUGUUAUCCCGGACACUGUCGAGUUCUGGCAAGGUCGUGAGAGUAGAUUGCAUGAUCGGUUCCGUUAUUCCAAGGUCGAGGGGUCUGACGACUGGGAAAUCGUCCGUCUGAGUCCAUAGUGAGCUGAUUCAGACCAUGUACAGUUCGAAAAAGGAAAACAAAUUAUUUCCAAAGAUGCAUUAUAUUGGGGGGUUUCAACUAUACUAUAGGAGUUGAAUUCUCCAUCCUCCUCGUAAAGUCAGUCGGCUGUACCUCUAGCCAACUGUCUGGCCAGUCCACGACCUGGACCCGGCCGAGAUCUUUUUUCCAAGAUCUCUGUAUCUAGACCCCCCUAGAUCUUCUAUAUAGUGUCGAGUAGAGUGUAGCUUUUGUGUUCUGUUGGUACAUGCAUCCAAUGCUCCGCCCAGAAAUCUCACAAAGCGUUGUCCAGCGCCCGGCUAGAAUCCCAC
Messenger RNA from Exophiala mesophila, 1467 nucleotides. RefSeq names its product pyridoxamine 5'-phosphate oxidase. The transcript is spliced from 2 exons. Gene Ontology annotation, molecular function: pyridoxamine phosphate oxidase activity; FMN binding. Bases 244 to 1137 code for a protein of 297 amino acids. Lineage: Eukaryota; Fungi; Ascomycota; Eurotiomycetes; Chaetothyriales; Herpotrichiellaceae. Gene Ontology annotation, biological process: pyridoxine biosynthetic process. The record is from RefSeq and is a predicted model, not a curated record.